Messenger RNA from Quercus robur (English oak), 441 nucleotides. RefSeq lists its product as uncharacterized. The coding region runs from base 1 to 441 and encodes 146 amino acids. The record is from RefSeq and is a predicted model, not a curated record. NCBI's taxonomy places the organism in Eukaryota, Viridiplantae, Streptophyta, Magnoliopsida, Fagales, Fagaceae. The transcript has 4 exons.
AUGCGCUUGAAGCAAAUCCCAAACAAACGUGUGCUUCAUGUCUACCGUGAAACUCAUCAAUGUGUGGAUGCUUUGACAAAGCUUGGAGCACAAACCGACUCUAAUUUUGUAGUUUUUUGUAAUCCACCGCCUGUGGUGGGAAUCCAAUCACAACAUACAUUGUAUUGUUAUUUUGCAGGAAGGUCAAGUUCCCGCCGUGCAGCCCGUGCCACGGCAAGUAAUACUCCUAAGCGAGCGGCUGCUGCUCCUCCUCAUACAGUGCCUGCACAAGGUCAAAGUGGGUCUGAAAAGGGAUCACUUGGUGCCACUUUUGCAAGUGGCUUGGUCUGGGGUACUGGUGCUUAUAUUGCUUACAGUGCUGUAAAUUCUUUGAUGGGUCCUCGUGUCGAUGAGCAUAAGACUGUUUGUGCUAAUCAAUCCAAGGCCUUUAUUGAUGUAUGA